GUCAGUCAGUCUGCAUGUUUGCAGCACAGAAAGAUGUUAAAGGGUACCCAUUGGAAUUCGCUUGAAUAUUAUACAUGCCAAUGAAAGGAUUAAAUUGGAGUAGCAAUUAAGGACUGGUCCAAUGUCUUGCUCGUGGCUUUAGCUGCAGAAAUACAUAUUUUGUUAUUGUUUUCUGUGUUCAUUUGCAUUAAGGUAGACGACAGGCGACAGUAGCCUAAUCGAACGAGUGCAAUUCAAAUGAAUUACAGUGUGCUGUGUUCAUCUGUAGAGGGUGUUAAUUACCGCAGUUGCUUCAGUAACUGAGUUAAGAGGAUGGAAGCCCUAAUGUCCGUGUCCUUCAGAGAAGAAUUGGCCCCGACUGUGGAGCAGGCCGUGAAAAUGGCGGUGGACACGGUGGUUUAUGAGUUAGCCAAACUUAUGCACGGCAAGCUGGCAGAUUUUCAGAAGGACGCGGCAGCCAAGCAGAGGGAAAACUUGAAUUUGAGGUUGCGACUGGACGCCUCUGAGCGUGAGCUCAAAGCCAUGCGCAAGUACAUGGAUCUGGCAUACCAUAAGAUGGCCAAAUCCAGUGCAAGUGCACAACAAAAACCUGUCUCUGAUGAUCCCUUCCUCGGCCACUUUCUCGGGAAGCUGGACGGAACCUCUGAGCUGCUGUUUCCACUUCGACCCAAAGAGGAGGUGCAGUCUAACACCGAGGGAUGCCCAGAUUUUGCUGGAAAUGGCAAUGGAAGCAACAGUCCGAAGUCUGGUUCUGCACUGGGGAAUAUAGACAUUGCGGAGGGUCGAUCGGAUCACAGUGUCCUGAGCGACGCGGCUGAUGUGACAGCUUUAUUUCAAGAAAAUGCAAACAAAGCGAACAGUGAACUGCACGUUUCUUUCCACGAUCGAGUUGGACUGGAAGAACCAGGUGCACUUUCUUGGAACCAAACUGAGAAAGAGGUUGAAGAUAAAACAGAUUUUAAACAAUUUGACCAGAGGCCCAAGAGAGUUCCAAUUAAAGGGAUGAAUGUGGAGGCACUUAAUUAUGCUCAGGAUGUCUCUGAACUUGGUCCUGUGCACAUCAAGGAGGAAGACAGUGAGCUGGACUCUGAAGGCGAUCUGGACUCUGUGCUUGUCAAAGAGCAUCCUAAUUUGGAAUCCCUGAACAUUGAAUGGGGUGACACUGAUGACAGCAAUGGGACUCCAGAAGGUGUGGGACUUCAGUCAAGCAACAACCAGUUAUGUCCUCCACCAUUAGCCUGUGGAAGUACUGCUACAGAAAAAGAGGGAACCGUACAGGGGGCUUCCCAAGUAAGCUCCCAUCUUCCUAGGCUGUCUUCUUCAGAAGGUGUAAAAGCUUUGAUAACUGAUCAGGUCCCGCUUUCUCCUGCUGAGAUGUACCAUGCAGAUGGAAAAGAAAAACCCUCUUUCAUUAACUCAAAGGGCACAGUCUCUAUGAAUAGUGAUGCUUGUUUGGAGGGCAGUUCCAAUCUGAAAGUAUUACAUCACUGCAGUGACUGUGGAAAGAGCUUUACUCGGGUCAGCACCCUCAAGACCCAUCAGUUAAUACACUCUGGAGAAAAUCCUUUCCGGUGCUUGGAUUGUGGAAAGAUGUUCAGAGAAUCUGGCAAACUAAGGAAGCACCUGCUCAGCCACUCUAAAGAACUCUCCGAGUCCCCACAUGGGUAUGGGGAAACUUUUAUAUCUGCUGUAGGUCUUCAGCAACAUUUCCCAUCUGCAGAUCCAAGUUUGAAUGCAAGCACGGAGAACAGUAAGAAAGAAGAAGUUAAAGAGCCAAAAUCACACAAGAUGGCAUUAAGUGUGUGUCAUUGUAAUCAGUGUGGUAAGCGAUUUACUCGAACCAGCACCCUUAAAAUACACCAACUAAUUCACACAGGAGAGACACCAUAUCGCUGUAAUGUAUGUGGGCGAGGGUUCCGGGAAUCGGGAAAGCUGAAGAGACACCAACAGGUUCACAGUGUCGACACGCCUUAUCACUGUGUUAAAUGUGGGAAGAAUUUCAGACUCUUGGGCACAUUUGAACAACACCAACUUAUGCAUUCUGGGCAGAGCCCAUACAUAUGCACUGACUGUGGUAAAAAAUUCAGUCGACUGAGCAACCUUAAGUCUCAUCAACGUAUUCAUACAGGAGUGACCCCGUUCCGAUGCUCUGAAUGUGGCAAGGGCUUCACUUUGCUUCCGAGUCUCAGGAGACACCUGCGCAUACACACAAAUGAAGCACCUUUUCAAUGCACUGAAUGUGGCAAGAGCUUUAGACAUCCAGAAACGCUUAAGUCACAUCUGCGUAUUCAUACUGGAGAAACACCGUACUGUUGCUCAGAUUGUGGAAAGAGAUUCAGUUGCUUACAGAACCUUAAAAGACACCAACGGAUUCAUAUGGGAGUGGCUCCCUAUAAGUGCAAUGAUUGUGGGAAGUGUUUCCGUCACUCUGAUACUCUGAAAUCUCACCGUAGAAUCCACACAGGAGAAACCCCAUAUCACUGCACUUCCUGUAGCAAACGUUUCAGGAGACUUGAUGCUCUGAAAAAACAUCAGAGAAUUCACAUUAGGGACCUGGCAACAAUGGCCACUGUGAAAGCAGAGUAAAAUUCAUUGGUGAAGUUUACGUAACUUGAGCCUGCUAAGUUUGCUUUAGGUUUAAAACAGAUAGCUCAUUGUAUAUCAUCUCAGCUGCCAGGUUACCACAUACUAUAUAUUGGUGACAAAACCAAUCACUCAUCUCAAAUGUUGACACUUUAAUAUUAUAGUAUUUGUUUUUCUUAUGUUUUUUUUUUAAGCAACAUCUCCGAUGUUUCUGUGUGGUAGAGGAGGUGUGAUUGUGUAGUAAGUGAUUCAUACUCAAAGUGGUAUUAGAAAUCAUUGAACACUAUCUUACAUUUGAGGUCAUUUCAUGAUUUUAGGUGAGCACAAGAUGUACACUAACAAAAUAUCGUAACCUUUAAAAUUAAUUAUUGUGUUAGACCUACCAUCAAAGUACUUACUGUAUUGUUUAUACAGUAGCUGUGACUAUGGUGUAUACCCUUUGGUAGUUAAAUGUAAAGCUUAUGUGUAGCAAGUGAAGACCAUACUGGGAAAUUAAUGGGCAGUUAUUGAUAUUAUAUCUUUUGCCUGUUCUGCAGCAGGAGCCUUUUUCUUUCUUAUUGCCGAGUUGUUAUAUCUAAGCCCUUUCCACUCAGAUGCAUCUGUAUCUGUAGUUUUAUUUUUUGAGGCAGAAUAUUUUUUACUGUUUUUUUCUCCUUUGUGUCAGUUCGGUAUCCAUUUUGUUUUUGUGACCAACAGUGGUAGAAACAAAAAAGUGAGAUUAAUAUAUAUUAGAAAAGUAGAUUUAUGCUGGAAAGGGUUUGCAUUGCUUUGCUCGACAAGGCAAAAUUAUUUAAUUGGUUAAAGUGUACAUAGAACAGAAAGUGCUCAGUAAGUAAAUGCAAUACUUUAAAAAGAUGAGGAAGAAAGCCUAAUGUAUCAUCAUGCCUGCUGAGCAAGAUUCCAGUUCUUUAAGGGAUGCCAAAUAAGAAAAACUCUUAGUGGUGAGUGCUUAUUUCAUGCAGUGGCACUGGUAAAGAAUUGGGUAACAAACAACCACACAGUUUGGUCUUAAAAGAAAAUUUACCUCAAUGUCCCUCAUAAUUGUUUUCUUGCCUUAAUCAUUUUUAUGGACCAGAGAUGUUUGCAGUUUCCAUUCAUCCUUUUUUAUUCUUUCUUAAAAGUCCUUACAGUAGAGGGCCGAUUUGUGCUGCUUUGGCAGUUAUGAAUGGAUGGCUGAAUACAAAUGUAGACAAAGUUCAUCACAAUCACUCAUACUGGGCCAAUUUAGAGUCACCAAUCAACCAACUCGCCUGUGUUUGGUAUUUUAUGUUAAGUAAGCACAUGGUGAAAAAAAAGCAAUGCAGACAUAAGCAAAAGGUGUAAACUUUAAACAGACAUUGACUGAGCCCAUGUUCAAACCAAGGUACCUGUAAUUGUAAGGCAUCUUUGCUUAGCACUUUGCAGUUAUCAUUUUAGUAAAGUUUUUAUAGAGUGAUUGUGAAAUGAGCCUCAAGUCUCCACUAAUACGAUUGGGUGGUCUACAAAAAGAUCAAUGAAAAGAAUGCAUCUUAAAAAUCUAUAGCAAUGUACAGCCAUGCUGUACUGACACCAGGCUGAAUCUGGAGCACUUAAGUGUUAAAAACAAUAUUGCACAAAAUGUCUAUUAAGGCCGUGCAUUUAUGUACUUGAAUAACUGAAACUAUUAAUAACCAGUUUGUUAGUUAAAUGUAAAUUAUUGCUUUGGUAUGACCAGAAUAAACAAGGAUAUCACUAUUAAAUCUUCCUGAAGUUGUGAAAGAGAGAGAGGGAGGUUGGGAGCAUGCACCACACUAAUUCGAAUGGUGUGUCACUAUAAAAAGAACAAUUUUAUUUGGAACUGAUUAAUUUCCAAACAUAAUUAACAUUAUCAGAUACAUUGAAAUCGGUGACGUUGACAGCAUGAUAUUGCUGAUAUUUUCAUAUUGAAACACUCCGUCAACUGCUUUUUUCACUAAUAAAACCUUGCAAAUUAUUCUUGCAGUAAUAAAUAACCGAAAGCACAGUGUUGAAUUUUGGUAGUUGAUCAAAUUACUCUCCUUUUUUAGUUUGCACCUAAUAUUGCUUUUAUUAUCACAUUAUAGAUAGUUAAUGUCACAAGUGCUGUUUAUCACAUAUUAUCUAUCAUACAAUCAACUUAAGAAUUGUUGGCAUCCUUCAUGAAACUGAGCAAAAAUGAAUGUGUCUGUAAAACAUGUUUCAAAAUUAAUGAUACUCUUUCACUUAAUAUUUGGAGAUGCCUCUCCUAGAAAGGAUAACAGCACAAACCUGUGCAGUGUGGCAAGGUUAGCGUAACCCCAAAAUAUCACCUAAAUCCACACAGAAAAGGUCACAAAAGCGCAAAAUCAAUGGUUUGUAGUAUCUUAGUCUCAGGAUUUGAAUCCUACUGAUAAUCAGUGGUCUGGCAGGACAAGGAGGACAAGGGUGGUCCACAACUGCACCCUUAAAAACUAUCGAGGAUCUUGAAGAAGUGAGCUCCAGCCUUGCUGCACUUUACAAGAUUAAGUGUAGUUAUCCUUUCCAGGGGAGGCUUCAUCAAAUGUUAACUGUUGGGAUGCCAAUAAUUUUGAAACUUCACAGAAAAACACAAAACUUCAUAAUAAAAAUGUUUGUUUUGGAAAACUAUUGUGUUCAAAAUAUGUGGCUUCCCUACAUGUUUGAGCCCAAAAUAAGACACAUUUUGUAAGGUCAUUUUGUGCAUUCAUUUUCACUCAGUUUUACGAUGGAUGCUAAUAAUUCUUGAGAUGAAUAGAUCAGGAGCACUAAAUUGGCCUUAUUAGCCUUGACUCCUGUGUUCUGAUACUUUUGUUGUUGUUAUUUCUUAUCCUACUUGCUUUAAAUCAUGUUUAAUUAUAGUCAUGUUUAAAAUGAGGCGGAACAAUCUUUUAAAAUUACAGAAAUGAACCUGAAACUUAAGUGCUGGGGAUCAGAGUAAGAGCAGAUUCAUAAAUAAAUAAAAACGGAAAUGUCUGUGGAAAUAGCAUGUAAUCACAUUGUACUGGCAAGUGAAAUGUGGGAUUUAUGAAUAACACUGUCAGAAAAGGAAAAGAAACACUGUCACACUUUAUAUACUUUAGAAAUUAAAGCGUGCAGCAACAGCACUUUAAAUAGAAGUACAAGUGGAAAAACAAGAUAUUUCAACAUUCUGUUCCUGGCUUAUUUCUUAUGGUGUCUCAUUUCUCUAUUCACUAACAGUUUAAACGAAUUAAAAAUCUGUGGAUUCCUCUUGUCCAUAGAAAUUUCAAGGUAAGAAAAACAAUAAUUCAAAUGACUAGAGCAAUGAUGGAUUGAAUAGAAAAGGAUAGAAAUACAAAUACAGAAAAGCAGUAAAGAGUUUGUCAUUUAACACUAAAACCUAUUAGCUGCAGCAAAUAACUUCUACACAUGUAGACAUUGAAUCUAAAAGAUGGUAUUUACACUCACCUAAAGGAUUAUUAGGAACACCAUACUAAUAUGGUGUUUGACCCCCUUUCACCUUCAGAACUG
Messenger RNA from Polypterus senegalus (gray bichir), 6045 nucleotides. RefSeq names its product zinc finger protein 2-like. Bases 313 to 2586 code for a protein of 757 amino acids. Gene Ontology annotation, biological process: regulation of DNA-templated transcription. Gene Ontology annotation, molecular function: RNA polymerase II cis-regulatory region sequence-specific DNA binding; DNA-binding transcription factor activity, RNA polymerase II-specific. The record is from RefSeq and is a predicted model, not a curated record. The transcript is spliced from 4 exons. Lineage: Eukaryota; Metazoa; Chordata; Cladistia; Polypteriformes; Polypteridae.